Molecule: messenger RNA, 2477 nt
Organism: Lolium perenne
Lineage: Eukaryota; Viridiplantae; Streptophyta; Magnoliopsida; Poales; Poaceae
Product: protein NUCLEAR FUSION DEFECTIVE 4
Cellular component (GO): membrane
Source: RefSeq, a predicted model, not a curated record
AAUUUUCUUUUCUCCAACUUGCUCCGUCCCAGCCAUUCGAGCUCGGGCACACGUUCUUGUCAGCGAUAAGUAACGCCAGCGAAGAAGAUCGCUCCUUGCUGAUUCCGCAUCUCGAUCCGCCUCAAGGGUCGCCGUCACUUCGGCUCCUGGCAGUCCAGCUAGCUCUUGGCUCGCCUCCAGGAAGCCGGAGGACAGCUUCUUGUUCCUGUCCCCGACCCCGUACUUCCUUCUUUGGCCCCCGGUUCACCUUUUCUUGCAUUGGAUUCGUGGGGCUGCUGCUCGCAGGUGCUCGGCUCGGAUCGAUCACUCUACCCGCGCGCGCGCGGCAAUGGGGGAGGCGGGGGGCCGGGUGCGGGGGUUCCUGCGGAACCGGUGGCUGGUGUUCGUGGCGGCGAUGUGGAUGCAGUCGGUCGCCGGCGUCGGGUACCUGUUCGGCAGCCUGUCGCCGGUCAUCAAGUCCUCGCUGGGCUACAACCAGCGCCAGGUCGCCAGCCUCGGCGUCGCCAAGGACCUCGGCGACAGCGUCGGCUUCCUCGCCGGCACGCUCUGCGCCGUGCUCCCGCUCUGGGCCGCGCUCCUCAUCGGCGCCGCGCAGAACCUCCUCGGAUACGGAUGGGUCUGGCUCGCCGUCACACGACGCGUCGCCGUGCCGCCGCUCUGGGCGAUGUGCAUUCUAAUUUUUAUCGGAAAUAAUGGUGAGACAUACUUCAAUACUGCUGCACUCGUCUCAUGUGUUCAAAACUUCCCCAAGAACCGUGGACCAAUUGUUGGUAUCCUCAAGGGAUUUGCUGGUCUGAGUGGUGCAAUCAUAACACAGAUUUAUGCAAUAAUGCACACGCCUGAUGACGCUGCACUGAUAUUCAUGGUUGCUGUUGGGCCAGCAAUGGUAGUUGUCGCUUUAAUGUUCGUUGUUAGACCAGUUGGGGGUCACAGACAAGUACGGCCGUCUGAUGGUAUAAGUUUCACGUUUGUAUAUAGCGUGUGCUUAGUUUUGGCAGCUUAUCUGAUGGGUGUGAUGCUGCUUGAAGACCUUGUUGGCUUGAGCGAAACAGUUAUGGUUGUGUGUACCAUCAUUCUGAUAGCCCUGUUGCUACUUCCAAUAGUCAUCCCUGUGAUACUCAGCUUCUUUUCAAAUGAUGACGAGAGUGCCUAUGCAGCACUGUUAUCAUCACCACGAAGAGAAGAAGCAAGUGGUUCAGUACCGUCCGAAGAGCAAAAUGAAGUUAUACUCAGUGAGGUGGAGGAUGUAAAACCAAAAGAUGUUGAUCUACUUCCAGCCUCGGAGAGGCAGAAGAGGAUUGCUGAGUUGCAGACUAGGCUAUUCCAGGCAGCUGCCGUUGGCGCUGUCAGGGUUAAAAGGAGGAGAGGUCCACGACGAGGAGAGGAUUUCACGUUGCUGCAGGCGAUGAUCAAGGCAGAUUUUUGGCUUCUAUUUUUUUCCCUUCUGUUGGGGUCAGGAUCAGGUCUUACUGUGAUCGAUAAUCUUGGCCAAAUGAGCCAGUCACUGGGUUUCGAGGAAAGCCACAUUUUCGUGUCAAUGAUUAGCAUCUGGAACUUCCUUGGACGUGUUGCUGGGGGCUACUUAUCAGAGAUUAUUGUCAAGGAUUACGCAUAUCCAAGGGCAAUUGCCUUAGCGACAGCUCAAGUAUUCAUGGCAAUUGGACACUUCACCUUCGCAAUGGCUUGGCCUGGCACAAUGUACAUCGGCACAUUGCUCAUCGGGCUCGGGUAUGGCGCCCACUGGGCCAUCGUGCCAGCUGCUGCCUCCGAACUCUUUGGCGUGAAGAAUUUCGGAGCAUUGUACAACUUCCUUACCGUCGCAAACCCUGCAGGGUCCCUGGUUUUCUCGGGUAUCAUUGCCAGCGGCAUCUAUGAUUACGAAGCCAAGAAGCAAGCUAGCCAGCACCUGAACUCAAUGGUGGUGACAAUGCCCGGCAGAUUACUUGGAAUGGUCUCAGACGCCACUCCUGCGCUGAAGUGUGAGGGGGCCAUCUGCUUUUUUAUCUCGUCUCUGAUCAUGUCAGGGUUCUGCGUCAUCGCUGUUAUCCUGAGCUUGAUCCUGGUCCACCGGACGAAGAUUGUGUACACCAAUCUGUAUGGUACACCUCGUUGAGGAGCAAAUCAAAGUUAUGGGUAUCGAAGCAUAAGGAUGAAGUUUUUUUUUGCGUCGUCCUCCUGCUCACGAGCUACACAUAAUUUUAUGGGUCACGACCACGUCUCCUAGUGGCUACAGACUGAAAGUUCAGUAUGACAGUAUCAUGAAGCAUCGAAGUGUACGGUGUUUUUGUGUGUUCAGUCUGAACUUCUUCAGUUAUUUCUUUGGGUGAGGGGGGAAUAAAAUUCUUCAUUGUUUCUAUUUUGGGGGUGAGAUGAACUUCAGUGUUCCGCUGGAACUUUGCAUAUACAUGUGGUCUAUUGUAUGUUUCAUCACGGCUGUUGAAAACUUGAAAUAAAAUAAAUUAACGGAGCUCUGCAAA